Haliotis rubra (blacklip abalone) is the source of this 2302-nucleotide messenger RNA. RefSeq names its product serine palmitoyltransferase 2-like. Gene Ontology annotation, biological process: sphingosine biosynthetic process; ceramide biosynthetic process. The transcript is spliced from 13 exons. The record is from RefSeq and is a predicted model, not a curated record. Lineage: Eukaryota; Metazoa; Mollusca; Gastropoda; Lepetellida; Haliotidae. Gene Ontology annotation, cellular component: serine palmitoyltransferase complex. The coding region runs from base 7 to 1662 and encodes 551 amino acids. Gene Ontology annotation, molecular function: serine C-palmitoyltransferase activity; pyridoxal phosphate binding.
ACGUUUAUGACAAGGUCGUCGUAUGGUUUAGCGGCAGGGAGGGGCAGCAUCUUCAGUAUUUUCACCAUCAUGGGGGGAAAUGGGUUGAUCAAGCAAAAGAAUGGCAAGGUUAACGGACUAAACGGGAGACUAAAUGGGAAACAUGCGAAGGGAGACAGCUGGAAAGAUGAUUUUUACGAGUCUUUUGAAGAGACACCUCUUGUGGUGGCCAUUAUCACCUAUCUGGCUUUUGGCAUCCUUGUGGUGAUUGGUCACAUCAAGGAAUAUUACCGAGUGUACAUAAAAUGGGAGAAGAGAGCGGCCAAUGAACCAGGACAUGAGGACUUUGUACCGCUGUAUGCGAGUUGGGAGAGUUUCUACACAAAGAAUGUAUUCCGUCGUAUCAAGGAUUGCUGGAUACGACCAAUAUCCAGCUGUGCAGGGGCCAAAUUUGAAGUGCUGGAGAUAGUUACAAAGGACUAUGGCUGGAACUAUUUCCUUACUGGCAGGAAGAUACCUGCAUUGAACUUUGGGUCGUACAAUUACCUGGGUUUUGCAGAGAACAAAGGGCCUUGUGCGGAUGCCUGUGAGGUCACAACAAUGGAGGAGGGUGUGGGCGUGUGUGCCAGUAGACAGGAACUGGGUUAUUUGGAAAUUCACAAGGAGCUGGAUGACCUGAUGGCUGAAUUCCUGGGAGUUGAGGCGUCUGUCACCUUCCCAAUGGGCUUCGCCACCAACUCCAUGAAUAUGCCUGCCCUGGUGGAUAAGGGCUGCCUCAUUCUGAGUGAUGAGCUGAACCACGCCUCCCUGGUGCUGGGCUCGCGGCUCAGUGGUGCCACAAUCAGAGUGUACAAACAUAACAAUAUGAAGGAUUUAGAAAAGAAACUCUGUGACGCUGUUGUCCAUGGGCAGCCUCGUACUCACCGACCCUGGAAGAAGAUUCUCAUUGUUGUAGAAGGGGUGUACAGCAUGGAAGGGUCAGUCGUCCGUCUUCCUGAGAUCAUUGCCCUGAAGAAGAAGUACAAGGCAUACAUCUACCUGGAUGAGGCUCACAGUAUCGGAGCCAUGGGGCCACGCGGCCGCGGUGUUGUAGACUACUUCAAUGUCGACCCACGAGACGUGGAUGUGUUGAUGGGUACAUUCACCAAGAGCUUUGGUGCAGCUGGAGGAUACAUUGGAGGAACUAAGCGCCUCAUCAACCACUUGAAAGUGAACUCCCACAGCGCCAUCUAUUCUUGUGCCAUCUCCCCUCCUGUAGCUAGGCAGAUCAUCCACUCAAUGAAGAUCAUCAUGGGCAGAGAUGGAACUAACCUCGGUCAAAAACGUGUCCGACAGCUGGCUUGGAAUGUCCGCUACUUUCGUCGCAGACUCCAAGAGAUGGGCUUCAUUGUCUAUGGCAAUAAGGAUUCUCCAGUUGUGCCUGUGCUUAUAUUCUUACCAUCCAAAAUAGCUGCCUUCAACAGAAUGGCCUUAGAGCGAGGUCUGGGAACUGUGGUGGUUGGAUUCCCAGCUACUCCUAUCAUUAAAUCUCGGGCCAGGUUCUGUCUGUCUGCUGCUCACACCAAAGAGAUGCUGGACACAGCCUUGGUCAUCAUUGACGAGCUUGGUGAUGAGCUGAAUAUGAAGUACUCACGGUUUCCAUCUCGUGUGUUCUCUGAAAACUCAAUCAAACUCAUUGAGUAACUCUGCCUGCCACCCUCCUUGCACUUCCAAGACUUUAACAAUGGCACCUCUGGACUGGCAUCUACAAUGCUGCAUGAAGGACCAAGUCAACAGCUCAACAUCACUCUCCAGCUUCCACAAGGGGAUUUGUUGCAGUUCAUACCAAAUCCUUGUUUUGUCUGUUCUUAAACUUUCAUAUCUUCACUGGGGCAGUCAGGUAACCUAGUGGUUAAAGCGUUUGUUCGUCACGCCGAAGACCUGGUUCCCAACAUGGAUACAAUGUGUGAAGCCCAUUUUUGAUGUUCCCAUCCAUUAUAUUGCUGGAAUAUUGCUAAAAGCGAUGUAAAACCAUACUCACUCAUCUUCACUGCAGAGUCUGAGUUUAUUUUCAAUAUUAACCUACGAUGAACAUAUCAAUACAAGCGGUUGAGUAGGCAGUAUCUUCUCAGCAUCUUACCAACUCUUGUAGCUUCUCUAGAGACUGUAUACAGGGUAUACAGUAUAAGUCAUUCUCUUGUGAGUGCUGUGAAGUGAUGAUCUUUGACAUCAGGAUCUGGGAUCCAAGCCACAAAGCGUUCUUAACAUUAUGACCUUUCAUAACUCUAUACUUUAUCAUUGGCUUACAAAUGACAUAGUGCUACGAGGGGCAGUGGGGUAGCCU